AAAUGUAAUAUCUCGGCUGUUCUUGACUCCAGGAUAUGUAUUGUCGGUGAAAAUGGUUCCGGUAAAACAACGCUGCUGAAAAUUUUGAACGGAGAGAAUGAGCCAUCUAGUGGUGUGCGACACGUGCAUCGUAACCUCAGGAUUGGAUAUUUCUCCCAACAUCACGUGGAUCAACUCGAUCUCUCGCCAACAUCUGUUGAGUUGUUAGCCAGACUGUUCCCAGGUCGUAAUGAAGAGGUGUACAGACAUCAGCUUGGUAGCUAUGGUAUCACAGGAGAUCUGGCUUUAAGAACAAUUAACAGCUUAUCUGGUGGCCAGAAAAGCAGACUUGCUUUUUCACUCAUGUCCAUGCCACAGCCAAACUUUUUAAUACUUGACGAACCUACAAAUCACUUAGAUAUGGAAACUAUAGAAGCUCUUGGUGUUGCAAUAAAUAAAUUUAACGGCGGCGUGAUUCUUGUGUCUCACGACGAGAGACUUAUUUCAAAAGUUUGUCGCGAGUUGUGGUUGUGUGGUGGCAAACAAGUGAAAUCAGUGGAAGGAGGGUUUGACACUUAUCGCAAGCUGCUGGAGGAAGAAUUCAAACGACUCGGAAUUAAUUAAAAAAAUUAGUUAAUUUUUGGGGGGCAGGUCAACAGUUCUGUGUAAAUUUAAUUUAAGAUUGAUGCGACAGGUGUGUAGGCCAUUUAUUUAACGUUUGUAAGGUUCCUGGACUAGGAUAAUUUUAGUACAUCUUUAGGAUCAGAUUUUUUUUGUCCUACGUUGCAAUAUGCGCCAUGAGGAUGCACUCAAAUACAUUCUAUCAAUAAAUUCAACAACAUUUGCA
Messenger RNA from Ciona intestinalis (vase tunicate), 826 nucleotides. NCBI's taxonomy places the organism in Eukaryota, Metazoa, Chordata, Ascidiacea, Phlebobranchia, Cionidae. The record is from RefSeq and is a predicted model, not a curated record.